UUGUAAACAUCAAGAAAUUAUUUCAGUAUUUCGGAGAACUUGGAUUACAAUAAUAGAAAAUUCAAAGUAUUGUAAUAAAUCGGGAAUGUCUGUGCUGCGGGCAUCAUGUUCAGGUCCUAAAUUAUUUGAGAACACAUUGGGAGGCCCUUUGAGUAUUAAGUGCCUUCAUCAAAAUGUAGAAACAAGUCAAACAUUCUCACAGAGGACAACCAAUCCUGAAACAGUAAAAAAAUUCCACUUUGGUCAGACACAGAAUAAAAAAGAGGAUAUCUUGCACCGAAUAGGGAUUACUAGUGCAUUUACAGACAGAUUAAAAGAUGCAUAUGGUGAUGUUUCCAGCAGAAUUCUCAAGACACCAAGCAUUGUAAAAGAUUAUUUAGAUAAAGCACCAUCCUUAUCUAUAAAAGGAAAGUUUCAGAAGAAAAAAACAUUCACUUUUCCAGAAGAAAAUGAUAAUGUUGUUGCAUCAAAAGAUUUUUCAUCACAAAUUGAAGAAAGUUCAGUGUUGUCAUUUUAUGACCCAACUGCAGAAACUGAAAGUAAGUACAGACCAGUCAAGUUGACAAGAACAGAACUAGAACAAAAUCUCAGUGAAAAUGCUUCCAUACCAAAAAGUCAGGCAGAAGACAAGGGUCUGAGACAUUUACUGGACAGAUUCUGGGCAACCACUGCCAAGGACCCUACCACACAAGAAGAAGUAAAGAAAAAAGUGAUCGUAAGGAAAGACUAUGUGUCACGCUCUACUAUUUCAAGAAAAACAUUAGAACACGUCAAGUUAAUUAGCCGGGCAGAAUCUUCCGACUCCAAGCUUAAACGUCUGGAGGAUUUCUGCCACCAUCUUAUAUUAUAUCCCGAUGAAAGACAAACUGCUUUGAAGCAUGGACUGUUACCAGUUCUUCUCAGGAUGCAGAUAACCACAUCCAGUGAGUUAGCCCAGAGUGAGAUUUCCCAGGCUCUGACAUUGAUGGGGCAUGUCCAUCCUCCCAGAGGUCAGGGAGUCAACAUACUCACCAUAGAUGGAGGAGGCACAAAAGGUUUGGUGGCUCUGCAGACUCUCAGGGAAAUGGAAAGACAUUGUGGAAAACCAAUCUACAAACUGUUUGACUAUGUUUGUGGGGUCAGUACAGGGUCACUUAUCCUGGCUAUUUUAUUCCUGUUUCGGCGCAGUAUUACAGAGUGUGAGGAACUGUACCUGGAGUGUAGCAGACAGAUGUUUACACAGAAUAAAACACGAGGCUAUAGUCAGCUCGUCCUUGAUCAUUCCUUUUACGAUGUGGAACUCUGGGAACGAAUUCUCAAGGAGAAGAUGGGGGAAAAGUUCCUCUCAGAUUUCUCAGAAGAUCCUCUUUGUCCUAAGUACUCAGCUUUAUCUACCCUUUCCAACAUCAGUCGCCUACAGAGCUACAUGUUUCGUACCUAUAACCUCCCCCCAGGGGUCUACUCCAUGUACCCUGGCAGCUGUAAACACAGGGUGUGGGAGUGUAUCAGGGCCUCGUCUGCUGCCCCAGGAUUUUACAAACCUUUUAUUCUUGAUGAGUACAUUCACCAGGAUGGAGGUAUAAUGCACAACAAUCCAACAGCUGUGGCCCUUCAUGAGUGUAAACUCCUGUGGCCAGAUGAACCCAUCCAGUGUGUUAUCUCCCUUGGUAAUGGUCGCUACGAACCCAACCUUGAACUCAUGUCUAGUCUUCCCUCAGCAAGGAAACAGAUUGACAACAUCAUAGACAGUGCUACAAAUACAGAAAGUGUACACAUGACCCUCCAGGAUCUACUACCCCCGGCCACCUACUACAGAUUUAAUCCUUACAUGUCAGACAACCUCAUGCUUAAUGAAAUCAAACCGGAGAAAAUCAAACAGAUGCAAAAAGAUGCAAGGAUGUAUCUCCGUAAAAAUGAACACAAAAUUGUCACAGCUUGUAAUCAGCUCAUGUUGCCGAGGAGGACAACCCAGAGACUCUCUGACUGGAGCAAAAGACAGAAACUAAUGAGGGCGCACAAGAAACCUGUGAUUGGUUAAAACUUUUUCUUGUGUUUUUUUUUUUUCUCUUCCUCUUUAAGAUCAUGUGAAACAGUUUCGGUGUCUCAUUUCUCAAUCGCUUUUAUACAGAAUUUGUUGUUUAUGUACACUAAUGAGCAAAAGAGGGUAGUACCAUCUUGUGGUUUUUUAAGAUUAUGUGUACACAAAAAUCCUCCAUUCUGCUCAAUUAAUUUAUAAAUGUUGCAAGUGCUGAUUCAGAUAUGCAAAUGUGUUACUUCUUGACAAAGUAUGUUAUUACUGAACUGUUUAUGUUGCUGAAGCGUAUUUGUUUUUGGAUUUACUAUAGGAGUGAUCAUGAAGUUUAUUAAAAUGGUCAGGGAAUUCAUUUUACCUCGGACAGAAAUUUUCCUCUGUGUGCAAAAUAUUUUAUAGACUUCUUUUGAAUACACGCUGGAUUUGCAAUUAUUUGUUCUUGCCGGUGUAUUGAACAUUUGAUUGAGUCAGAUGUAUAGUAUUUAAAAGUGCUUCAUUUUGCAUAAUCAUUUUGAUGCAGUAUUCAUUUCUUUUUCUUUUACAUAUAAGGUACUUUAUGGGUACUUAUUGUAACAGGAUUCAUAUUUUAAGGCAUUUGGGGUCAUCUACGUGUUUAGUGCAGUAAUGUAUGAUUUCUGACUAAAUACGAACUCACUUGGUUGUGAUGGAUGAAAAGACAGAGAGCAUGAAUUCAUGAUUGUACAUGUUCUAAGAAUUAGUGCAUGAUCUACAGAUUGUAAAUUUUGAACACACUGGCGUAUUCUUGAGCAAUAUAAUUAUAACAUUGCCAUGCAAACCAGAUUUCUUGGCAAGCAUGUUAGUGAAACUUAUACCGAAAACUGAAACAAUUUCUCUUCAUAGGAACCGUCAUAGUUCUUGGCGAUUUAACAUUAUUAUUAACGUUAAUAAAAUUUUCUUGUAUUGAUCCAAGGAACUAGUUAACUAGUAUUCUGAAAUUAUUUGAAUUUAGUAAUUAAAUGGUUUUAUUUACUGAAUUCAAUCAAUAGAUGCAUAUAAUAUAUCAUAUGUAUUAAGGAGAUCGUGUAAAAUCCAGCGUGAUGUUGCUUUGCUUCAUGCCUUACAUGAUUGUGUUUUCCACUACAGCACAGUACAUAACUAUUAGGUGUACUUGUAUCUAUGUAUGUGAAUGUUUGUGCCUGUGUCUUACUGUUAUAGUGCUGUUAUUGUCUAAUACUUUGAUGUAUUUGUCAUCUUUGUUUAACAUUUUUAUAUCAAUAAAUUACAGAAAUCAG
This is a messenger RNA of Saccostrea echinata, 3264 nucleotides long. RefSeq names its product calcium-independent phospholipase A2-gamma-like. Gene Ontology annotation, biological process: arachidonate metabolic process. The coding region runs from base 86 to 2017 and encodes 643 amino acids. The transcript has 8 exons. NCBI's taxonomy places the organism in Eukaryota, Metazoa, Mollusca, Bivalvia, Ostreida, Ostreidae. The record is from RefSeq and is a predicted model, not a curated record. Gene Ontology annotation, cellular component: membrane.